ACGAUGAACAAAAAAUAACUAUUUAGUAUCUAAAUUUUAGAUAAACUUUUUCAGUUCAGAACAGCGACUAGCUCUUUUUUGUUAGUUCGUUCAUGAACUACCCAACACAAGUUCUUAGCGUUUUAAAGUAGCUUUCUAACAAUUGUGAAAUAAAAACCAUUUAUCCCGCUUUUAUUAAUAAAUACUUGCAUUAAAAAAAGUAAAUUCGUCAUCAGAACAUAUUUAACGACAUGGAGGACACCAAUGACAAGCAGGCGCAGCAAAAGGAGAACGAGCUUGGGAAGAUCCCCUCUCAGGAGUUAAAAACCGACGAUCUUGCAAGUCACCAAGACCAACGUGAUAAAAAACUAAAGAUUGACAUGCAACAGGAGAAGAUUAUCGUAGAUGAGCCCAAGAUGGUAGACAAAUCCACGCAGCUGACCGUGCAAAAGCUUCAACAGCAAAUCGAGGUGCUUGAGAACAACCGUAAGCUGUUACUGAAUCGACUUGCAGAAGUCGCAGAAGUUAAAUCACACAAUGUAAAGAUUCAGAAGAAAGAUAACGAGGUUCAGCCUCAAAACUCUCAAGUGGACCAGACUGCUACUGAAGUUAAUCAAAUUCUAAAACAGUUGGAACAGCAGAUCUCCAAAACUGCGACCCUAGAAGAUAAUCUUGAAGAGCUGGACAAAUCCACUAAAUUAAUCAUUGAGGAACUAGGACAGCAAAUUGCAGAGCUUGAGGAAGACCAUAGACUUUUUCGUAGUGAGCUCGAUGAGAAGGAACAUGCAUACCUAGAGGAAAUAGACGAUCUGCAGGAAGAAGUUGAUGAUCUUUAUAUUAAUAUUACCUGUUCCAUUUGCCAAUCUCCCUGGACAUCUGAUGGGGAACAUCGCCUAGUUUCGUUGUACUGUGGACAUCUAUUUGGGAAAGAAUGCGUUCAGCGACUCGCCGAAUGCCCAACUUGCGGAUCGGAAAUUCGUUCAACAGGUGUGCGGCCCAUCUUUGGUCGCAACAUCUUGCCAGCUAAUUAGGUUUUCUGGCAUACUACUUUAUAACCGUCUAGUCAAUAAGUACAACUUGAGUCGUGAAGAAACCUACAACAAUGCAUUAUUAUGAUAAACUGGAAGAGGUUUAAUCAAAAUAUGUAAUGUUUUUUUUUGCCCAGUCGUUUGCCCAUGUUACUUUCAUUAUAAUUUUUACAUUUCCUUUCCUAUCGGCAAAAUAAAAGCACAAGAUACACGAUUCUGUUCAUCU
Drosophila obscura is the source of this 1233-nucleotide messenger RNA. RefSeq names its product E3 ubiquitin-protein ligase BRE1-like. NCBI's taxonomy places the organism in Eukaryota, Metazoa, Arthropoda, Insecta, Diptera, Drosophilidae. Gene Ontology annotation, cellular component: nucleus. Gene Ontology annotation, biological process: protein ubiquitination; interstrand cross-link repair. The coding region runs from base 231 to 1010 and encodes 259 amino acids. The transcript has 2 exons. The record is from RefSeq and is a predicted model, not a curated record. Gene Ontology annotation, molecular function: ubiquitin protein ligase activity.